Messenger RNA from Dipodomys spectabilis (banner-tailed kangaroo rat), 1316 nucleotides. RefSeq names its product transmembrane protein 219 (gene Tmem219). The record is from RefSeq and is a predicted model, not a curated record. Bases 149 to 871 code for a protein of 240 amino acids. Lineage: Eukaryota; Metazoa; Chordata; Mammalia; Rodentia; Heteromyidae. The transcript is spliced from 6 exons.
CCACAGGCGCCCGGCAGACUGCUCCUUUCAACAGAGUAUGGCCUAGGCAGGGGCACCUGCAGACCGGAUUUGAACUCGAGAGUUCCUGGCUCUCCGAGCGGGCUAUUUCGGCAGGCUCUCCGUGGAGGCCCAGACUCCUCUGCUUCCCAUGGGCAGCUGCCAGGCAGGGCACAACCUGCAUCUCUGUCUGGCCCACCACCCACCUCUGGUUUGUGCCACUUUGAUCCUGCUGCUUCUUGGCUUCUCAGGCCUGGGCCUGGGUGGCUUCCUCCUUACCCAUAGGACUGGCCUUCGCAGCCCUGACAUUCCACAGGAUUGGGUCUCUUUCUUGAGAUCUUUUGGUCAGCUGACCCUGUGCCCUAUGAAUGGUACAGUCACAGGGAAGUGGCAAGGGUCGCACGUCGUGGGCUUACUGACUACCUUGAACUUUGGGGAUGGUCCAGACAGGAACAAGACUCAGACAUUCCAGGCCAAGAUCUCUGGUAGUCAGAUGGGAUUGAAAGGGUCUUCUGCAGCAGAGCUGAUCCUCAUCACAGCCAGAGUGGCUCCAGAAAGGACUCCAGGAACCUGUCUAUAUUUUAGUGCUGGUCCAGGAAUCCUGCCCUCCAGUCAGCCACCCAUAUCCUGCUCAGAGGAGGGAGCAGGAAAUGCCACCCUGAGCCCUAAGAUGGGUGAGGAGUGUGUCAGGGUCUGGAGCCACGAAGGCCUUGCACUCACCAAGCUGCUCACUUCGGAGGAGUUGGCGCUGUGUGGCUCCAGGCUGCUGGUGUUGGGCUCUUUCCUGCUUCUCUUCUGUGGCCUUCUCUGCUGUAUCACUGCUAAAUGCUUCCACCCACGCCGGGAGUCCCACUGGUCUAGAGCCCGGCUCUGAGGGCACUGGCCUAGUUCCUGCCUUGUUCUCAGGUGUGAAUCAACUUCUUGGGCUUUGUUCUGAGUUGGAAGAAAUGUACAAAAAGUGAAGAGCUGGAGAGUUGGGGGAAAUAAAAGGCUUUUUUUUUUUUUUUUUUUAUCCCUGUCCCUGGCUGGCCUUGGACUUGAGGUCCCCCUGCCUCAACCUCCUGAGUGCUGGGAACUCAGACCAGUGCCAUCUCAGCCCAUUCCCUUUGUUGAUUUUUUUUUUUUUUUUAGUUUGGGGAACAGGUAGGCAUAGCGCAUAGUUACUUCAGCUCUUUCCCGAGGUUGGAAAACAUUGGCUCUGCCAUUCAGUGUCUUGAUUCUUUCCAUGAACUUUAUGAAUAAUUGGGGGUUUGACCUAAAUACAUAGAAAAUGCUUUAAUAUAAAUGCACUGUGACCUUGGGUAAGUCAUGCAACCCUG